GGUAGUGACUGUCAGUGUUGCCUGAGGUGAGGUGGAGGGUGUGUCGCGCCUCGCCGCUCCCCGCCUUCACUGUGCUCAUCUAACCCAUCCCCUUUACCUCCUCACCGGGAUAUAUCAGUGCUCUUAUUAUCCCUGGAACUUAUACAUCAAACUAGGAUUUUUGUCGUUUCGUCUGUGGAUAAUAAAGAGCCAUUUAAAGGUAGUGUGGCGGUGUUGGCGUGACCUACAGCCAGCUGCUUGUUACGAUGAGGCGCGAGGGUCGUUCACGUGGUGCCUGCGAGGUGUCAAUGGUCAGUUGACUGGUUUAGAUCAGCAGGUGAAGGGUGGCAUUCAAUGUCAGGUUGAGCCGAGGAGUGGAGGCGGAAAGCAUGGAUGACUGGGGACCCUCCCUCAACUACUUCUUCCACGAACACACUGAACACACUGAUGACAAUUGGUUCUAAGAGUAAACAAAUAUUGGUAUACCUCGGGCGAUCACCAGUGUUCCGGUGCGGAGAGCAUUUUGUUUAGUUACUCCUGAUAGACAUUGCGAAGUUACGUUUUCUCUUGCGGUAAACUGGAACGUUUUCUGUGAGGAGGGAAACCCAGGGCUAACUGUCGUUGUUUUUUAAGUACAAGUGAAAUUCUCAAGAUGCUUCAGCAAAUCCUCAACGAUAUGUACAUCGACCCAGAACUCCUCGCGGAGUUGGACGAGGAUCAGAAACAGAUACUCUUCUGCAAGAUGCGGGAGGAACAGGUUCGUCGCUGGAAGAUGAGAGAAGAUCAGCUGGACGAGGAAGACAAAAUAAUUCAACCAAAGAAGUCCAGUGGGAAGAAGGUGACGUUCCUGGUGGGUGGUGACGGGGAGCCAGUGGUGGUGGUGCUCGGGGGAGCCAAGGACGACGUCGACACCAUCCUCCAGGAGAGGGCCAGGCGCCAGGCAGAACUCGAGGCCGACCUCAUCAAGCGAGCAGCGGAGGAGGAGCUGGACAAGCUGGUCCGGUUGAGCCGGUCGACAGUCCAAGCCAUGGAGGAAGAGGCCAUUAGGAACACACAGCAAAAGGAGCGAGAUCCAACACGAGAGGCGGUUGUAAGAUCUUUACAGGAAGCAACUGUAGAGAUGGAAGGACACAUCCUGGCCAUGGAGGAGGCUGAGGCCCAGCAACAAAAGUUGUUAGUCAGCAAUACAACACCUCUAUCAAAUGGUGCUCCAUCCCCCGUUUCACCAGAAAUUGGCAGUUCUAAAUCACCCUUGUCAUCGUCUGCAUCAUUGUCAUCAUUGUCUUCAUUAUCAUCAAAUUCUUCAGCAUCAUUGCCACCAUCACCCCCUGCAUUCACUAUUUCCUCGUAUGGAAAUUGUCAGAACACCUCAACAAAGAAACAUAAUGGCUCGCCCUCGUGGGAUACUGCAACUAAGCCUUCAUCUAUUCAUGCUCCUUCCACCCUGACAGCAAAGCCUCCAAUCCUAACACCAAAGCCUAACCUGAUUCAUACUUUUACCCACACUCCAGUACCUCAUCCCCAAUCUUCCACCCAGCCACUUGUGGCCACAAACACAAGUAGUAGUAUUAAUAGUCAAAAUAGUCAUGGAUCAUCUCCACCCUCAUCUGUUUCUUCAAUCACAUCCACUCUGUCAUCCUUCACACCUUCACCAAUACCCUCAUUGCCAUCUCCCUCGUCUCCCAGAGCGCCUUCUCCACUGGCCAUCGUAGAAAGAGAUGACAAUGAAAAAAUACAGCAGAUGCCAUCACCUUCUUCAACUGUGGUUGGUGUAGCAGCACAGAUCAAGCGCUUUGAGCAGUUGUCCGAGGGAUCACUUGAAGCUUUGAAGACAGCCACCCUAGAGCGAGCCAAGAAACGAAGACAAAGAGAAAUCUUGGAACAUCUCCGCAGUCAGGUAGAAGCGGCACGCCAACAGGUUGCUGAUGCAACUACCAAACAGUCUGCUGAAAAGGAUGAUAUUGCUUGGCAAGAGCAAGAACGCAAGGCAAAAGAAGCAGAAAGACGUAUUAGAGAGAUAGCUCGUAGAGCCCGUGAGGAGCACCGCCGUGCAUCAUACAACUCUCCUCCAGCCCAUGCCAUCAACAGAAACCUUAAUGGCCUUACCCACAUUACCCUUUUCAAGAAUGGCAUUAAUGGGGUUAAUGGCCACACUGGGGUUGGAGGAGACAUUAAUGGCAAUAUCAAGACUGCAUCAGAAGAUAUGAGCAACAACAACCACAACCACCAAAGCAACAGGAGCAGUGGUGAUGGCAACAGUGGUAGUGUGCUUAAGAAUGGACAUAUAUCUGGAUGUAUGCGCCACAGACUACGUCCCCCUAAACCACCAUCUCGAGCAUCAAUUGUGGCAUGGUUUCGUGAGGAGGAGCUUCCUCGAGGAGCUGGGUUAGAGCCUUCACACCUCAAGAUUGCUCCCUGGUUUCAUGGUAUUAUCAGCCGUACAGAGGCAGAAGAAGUUUUAGCUGGAGCGGCUGUUGGAUGUUUCCUCGUGAGAGUGAGUGAACGUAUCUGGGGGUAUGCCAUAUCAUACAGAGCUGCUGACCGCUGCCGACACUAUCUCAUAGAUGUUACAGGAGGAAAAUACACAUUCUUUGGUUCACACCAAGCAUCUCAUGAGACCCUUAGUGAUCUUGUAGAGUACCACAAAAAAGAAGCCAUUACUACCACAGGCGGAGAGCUUCUGACCCGUCCCUGUGGCCAGCCUAACCCAAGGAGACCUGACUACUUGGAUCUAUUUUCAGGAACUCACUACUUGACAUUCUAGUUUCUACAACAAAUCAUGAAUUAAUACUGCACCUGUACAAAUAAUUUUAUAAGGAAAUUAGAUGGAAGCUGUAUUUUUUUUUAUUUACACUUCCAGCAUUAGCUAUCCUGUGGACAUAAAAUUUUGUAUAAUGUCUCAUGUAUGUGCUAAAGGUUAAUCCUGCCAUGUGGUAUAAUGGUGAUGCUGGGGACUACUGUAUAUAUCAUAGAAACUCUGCUCUGUGAACAUGAUUUUCUUGGUCCUGUUAUUGCUAAAAUCUAGUAAUGAAUUAUAUAUUUCAUAAUUAAUCAUUAUACAGUGAGUUUGUUGUACAUAAGAGUUUAUUUAAGUCUGAGAAUAUAAUAUAAUAGUCUUAAUAAUUGUAAACCCUCAUAAUUAUAUUUGUAGGAUAUACAUGUUAUUUACUCUUUUCCCCUGAAAAAUAAUAAUGAAAUUUCCUGCACUUGUGAUACAAUAAAAAUGUACUUCUGUAAAUAUAAUAAAAUUAAAGCAUAACCAAAUACUGUA
Molecule: messenger RNA, 3250 nt
Organism: Procambarus clarkii (red swamp crayfish)
Lineage: Eukaryota; Metazoa; Arthropoda; Malacostraca; Decapoda; Cambaridae
Product: SH2 domain-containing protein 4A
Cellular component (GO): cytoplasm
Source: RefSeq, a predicted model, not a curated record